AUGGUUUCCACUAUGUGUUGCAUCGUCUCAGAGAGAUUCCCCAAGUACCAUAUCUUUAAUUCCUCCCAUGCCGACUGCGCAGUAGCAACCAGGAUCUUCUUUGCAUCUGGCCUUGACAGUCUGAAUGCCAUUCAAUUAUCGGUCUUCAUCCGAAAGAACUUCAAUCUUGGUGGGAACGGUCCUUCUAUCGGCCAAAAUGUCAUCUAUGACCAUGGAUCGGUCAAUCGUCUCGCCGAAUUGGUCUACCAUUCAAGAGUGGGAGCUAGCCUGGAAGCCGUUGAUGAUACCUCUACAAUCAGUGCAUGGGUCGAGAAAUAUUCCCAGUUCACGAAUCUGACCUCCCCCGCUGCGAAUAUGCCCAAGUCCUCUAGCCAUCGAAUCAUUUUGGCUGGAGUUACUGAAUUCCUGGGAGCCCAUAUUUUAGCCGAAUUGGCGCAGUCAUCGCAUGUUGAGAUCGGUUAUUGCCCCGUUAGAAAGCUAGACGAUGUGGAUGCAAUGUCAAGAGUCAUUCAAUCAUUGCGACAGCGGAAACUCUCCCUUGAUCAAGAUUCAUCAGCCAAAGUGAUUGCCCUAUACAGCGACAUCGGCAAGAAUAACUUUGGCCUAGAGACUGCCAUUUUUGGAAUCAUGAAAAAAACGGUUUCUCUAAUCAUACACGCUGCCUGGACUGGCUACGCACGUUCAAAACUCAUUAGUGAGCUCAUCAUCGGCAAAGCUGCUCAAAUGGGUGCUCGAAGCAGUAUUCUGUGCAUUGGGCAAAUCGUUGGUGAUAGUGUCCAUGGCAUAUGGACAAACACGGAGGCCAUGCCAUUAACCAUUCAGUCCGCGCGUGCUAUCGAUGUACUGCCUCAACUGUAUGAAACCUGCGCGUGGAUACCGGUGGAUUAUCUCACCGAGACAAUUGCCGAACUUUCGCUUACUACCAACCAAAUGCAUUUCGCCGAUGACUCUAAAUUACCAUUGGUUUACAAUAUUGUCAACCCGACCGAGUUCCAUUGGACUAGAGACAUGCUCCCCGCAAUGAAGGAGGCCGGGGUGGGAUUCACACCUAUUCCCCCGUCCGAAUGGGUAAAGCGACUAGAAAAAGGCGACACAGAUCCCUCUAAAAAUCCUGCCAUCAAAUUGCUGUCCUUUUUUCAAUAUCGCUAUGGUGGAAACACAACCCAUGAGUAUCGACAGCCACGUUUUGAAACCACACAGACACAAAGGGACAGCCCGUCCCUAGGCAAAAUACCCAAUAUCAUCAGCACCGGACUGAUGAACAAGUUCAUUGCCGUAUGGGAGGAAAAAUAA
This is a messenger RNA of Penicillium griseofulvum, 1293 nucleotides long. Its product is annotated as Male sterility, NAD-binding. Bases 1 to 1293 code for a protein of 430 amino acids. The transcript is spliced from 4 exons. The record is from RefSeq and is a predicted model, not a curated record. Lineage: Eukaryota; Fungi; Ascomycota; Eurotiomycetes; Eurotiales; Aspergillaceae.